CUUCCCAGGGGACUGGGUCACUUGGACCUUGCUACUUCCUGCUCUUCAGUCCAUGGUUCAGACUAUGGAGCUGUGGGUGCAGCUGAAGCAGGCCGGACUGGAGCCCAGUGGAUUGGGUCCACUCCCCAAGGCUCUAAGGAUGCCCCCACCAGAGGGGAACCCCGGUCAGGCCCUUACGUCUUCAGGGGCAGAAUUCAGGGGUGCCAGGGAGCUGCUGCUAUGGAUCUGGGAGGAGCUGGGAAACAUGCGCCGAGUGGAUGUCCAGCUGUUGGGACAACUGUGUGACCUUGGACUGGAGAUGGGGACCCUUCGGGAAGAGCUGGUCACUAUCCUGGAAGAGGAGGAAGAGGAAGAAGAGGAGGAGGAGAAGGAGAGCUGUGUUGAAGAGGACAAAUGGCCCGAGGGGAAGCAGGAGGAAUAUCCUUCAGGGAGCUCCUAUCCAACCCAGCGCCUCCCUGACUUUGAGAUGACCAUCUGAGGUCAUUUAGCUUGACACGCAAAUGAGAUGCAAAUUCAUGCAAAGGAAAACGGAGAUUGAGAAUCAAGGGUGUUCCUUCAGCAGACCCAAAACACGUGCAGUUGGAGACCCCAGCAUGGGCCCGGGGGCUGUGGGCAGGUGUGAUUGUAGAUUUGGGAGGGGCACAGAAGCCACAGGUGUGUCUGAAGAGAUGCUGCAGUGUGACCUGGAGGCCAGGUGCUCAGCCAAAGUGACGGAAUCUUACAGGUUUGAAGACCAAUUCUGCUUAGUGUGGUAGGCUCCAUGGAACUGAAACGUGGUGGGUUCAGACUGAGAUGAGAGGUGGACAAAGGUCAAACACCUCUGUGGUAAAACCUCUCAACAGUUCAAACAACUCGACAACUACGUGUUGAAAUGAUAUUUUGAAUAUGUGAGAUAAAAUAUUGAUUU
Mus pahari (shrew mouse) is the source of this 907-nucleotide messenger RNA. It is a transcript of the gene Erich4, whose product is annotated as glutamate rich 4. NCBI's taxonomy places the organism in Eukaryota, Metazoa, Chordata, Mammalia, Rodentia, Muridae. The transcript is spliced from 2 exons. The record is from RefSeq and is a predicted model, not a curated record. The coding region runs from base 53 to 478 and encodes 141 amino acids.